AUGCCGCCCUCGGCCGGACGGUGUCGGCAGUUGCUCCGUCAGUGCUGGACGCAGGAACUGAGAAGGAGAGAGCGAAUAGAGCCGCUCUCGCAUGCGGCACGACACCAAGCCAAAAAGGACCCGAAAUUGCUCACUCCUUCGCUGACCAGGCAUAUGCAGCUUCGCGACCUUCCUACAGGCUUCACCUCCAGGUUCGUCCAGGACAAGCGCCGCAUGAAAGUCUCUUCCGCCUCCGACGUUGACGUUGCGGAGUUCUCUCUUCCUCCCACUGCCCAUGCCCGGAAAGAUCCCCGCGAGCAACUCACUCCUCUCGACCUUCUGGCCAUUCAUACGUCGCCAAGUGUGACGGCCAGAGCACGCGAUACGGCGGUCGCUUCACUUCUGUCUCGCCCAAGGUCGCCCCGUCCGCGGUUUCCCUCAGCGCCUUCAUACUCCCCAGGAAGUGCGGCGUCCAGCGUUUCAGUUGGUGGAUUAACGGGCGCGAUCGAGGUGGGACGAGCGGGCCGUCGGGGACCGCUGUCUCUCCCUGCACACUCGGCAAAGACAAGCAGAGCAGACGAAGGAGCGAAUAGGGACAGAGCGGGAGAAGGCAACGAUCCUGAAAGCCGAAACACCGAUCUCGGCAGCAAAAGGGUGGCAAGCAACGUACACCCGUCUCCUCGUCUUGCAGACACACACGACUUGUAUGUGGAGCUAUCACGAAUUGCUUCGCAGACGGGAUUUACUCUUGACGCGCAAAAGGCACUCGCACUGGUUCCAAGAAAGCGAUCACCUGCAGCGGAUUCCUAUCGGGCGUUGCUUCCUCCGGAAAUUCCCGCAUCCGCCGCUGGCUCCAGGAGGCCUAGGAGCGAUACACUCACGCUGCGCCGCGUUCUCCCUGCGGCAGAGAGACACAAACAAAGAAGCGGUUGCAGAAUAGCUGGGGGAGGCUGGGGAUGGAGAGACGACCGAGAAGCGGUUAAGGACGCGUUUAGGAACCACGUGACAGUGGAGCGUUCCAGCAGUGCCUCUCCUUUCGCCUUCUCAGUUGUGCCUGAAGAAGAAUGA
Neospora caninum is the source of this 1047-nucleotide messenger RNA. RefSeq lists its product as hypothetical. The transcript is spliced from 3 exons. Bases 1 to 1047 code for a protein of 348 amino acids. The record is from RefSeq and is a predicted model, not a curated record. Lineage: Eukaryota; Apicomplexa; Conoidasida; Eucoccidiorida; Sarcocystidae.